UGCUUUGCAAUUCACUAGUAGAGUAUCAAAGUAGAAUAAAAAAGGAAAAUGGAACUAGUAGCUUUGUUUCAUCAAUGGUGGCAAGAGCUAGACAAAACAGUUCCAUUCGAUCCUUUGCUUCUUGCCCCUGUCCUUCUUUUAUCCUUUGUUUUUUUGUUUAAACUCGCCAAAAAUCGCAAACUCAAAUUGCCUCCAUCACCACCAAGGCUACCACUGAUCGGAAACCUUCACCAGUUAGGUCCACUCCCUUACCGCUCUCUCAAAAAGCUUUCUGAUAAAUAUGGCCCUCUUAUGAUGGUCCAUUUCGGAAAAGUUCCGACUCUUGUAGUUUCUUCGGCAGAGAUAGCUCAAGAAAUCACUAAAAAUCAUGAUAUUGCUUUCGGUGACCGGCCUAAAACCGCCGCGGCCGAUGACCUGUUCUUUGGAUGCCAGAACCUCGCUUUUUGUCCAUAUGGUGAGUAUUGGAGACAAGUGAAGAAGGUUUGCGUUCUUGAACUCUUGAGCCAGAAAAGAGUACAAUAUUUUGAAUUUGUAAGAAGAGAAGAAACUGCAAACUUAGUGGAGAAACUGCGCCAUGCAAGCUUGCAAGGAUCUCCAGUUGAUUUAAGUGAAUUGCUUGUUUCAAUUUCUAACAACAUCGUAUCAAGAUCAGCUCUUGGUACUGUAUAUAAUAAUGAAAGUGGGCAUAGUAGUUCUGGGGAUUUGGUUAGAGGAGCAAUAGACCUUGUUGGAAGUUUCACCUUCCAAGAUUUUUUUCCUUCUUUGGGUUUGCUAGAUGUUCUAACUGGCUUCACAGGAAAAGUGAAAAAAGCUUCCAAAGAAUUGCAUGGUUUUCUUGAUAAAGUGAUUGAAGAACAUCUAGGAAGAAGCCAGGACAAGGCUGAUGAUAGGAAAGACAUUGUGGAUAUUCUUCUCCAUCUUGAAAAGACUGACAUGCUUACCGUUGAUUUCACUCGCGAAAGCAUGAAAGCUGUCCUAAUGGAUAUGUUUAUUGGAGGAACUGAUACUACUGCAACAACCAUGGACUGGACAAUGGCAGAGCUAAUGAAAAAUCCAAGAAUAAUGAAGAAAGCACAAGAAGAGGUAAGAAGAGUGGUAGGAAAUAAAUCAAAAGUAGAAGAAUCCGAUCUUGAUCACAUGGUCUACCUCAAAUGCGUAGUGAAAGAAACUCUAAGACAUCAUGUGUCGGGAAUGAUUCCUCGUCAAACAACAUCGGAUGUUAAACUUGAAGGAUAUGACAUUUCGGCCAACACAAGAGUAUUGAUCAACGCAUGGGGCAUUCAGAGAGAUCCAAGGUUAUGGGAACAAGCAGAAGAUUUUAUUCCAGAAAGGUUUGUUGAUAAUCCAGCUGACUUUAAGGGACAACAUAAAGAGUAUAUUCCAUUUGGUUCAGGAAGAAGGCUUUGCCCUGGUAUAUCAUAUGCACUUAAAGAAGUUGAAUAUGUGUUGGCCAAUCUUCUUUUCUUGUUUGAUUGGAAAUUGCCUGAGGGUCAAGGGCCAGAGGAUUUGGACAUGGAUGAGGUUUUCUAUUUGGUUAUUCGGAAGAAAAUACCUCUCAUGGUUGUGCCUUCUCUGCAUAAUUAGUUAAGUGUUGUUCAUUAUCCUUACAGAUACAGAGGGAAAAGGAUAAAUGGUGCUCUAGAUGCUGUUCAUUAUAUUUUUCCUUGUUUAUUUGGAUUUAAUGUUCUGUGGGCAUAGACAUGAACUGAAAGUGAUGAUUAAUCAGUUGGAAGGUGAGGAUUUGGAUAUUUAAUUACGAAAGUUAAUUAAGGUUUGAAUUAGAGUUUUCUCCCUCUUGUACUGAAAUAAUAUUUGAAGAGUUGAUUAAUAAAUCAUAUACAUAUAUAAUUAAUA
Molecule: messenger RNA, 1854 nt
Organism: Jatropha curcas
Lineage: Eukaryota; Viridiplantae; Streptophyta; Magnoliopsida; Malpighiales; Euphorbiaceae
Product: phenylacetaldehyde oxime monooxygenase CYP71AN24
Molecular function (GO): monooxygenase activity; heme binding; oxidoreductase activity, acting on paired donors, with incorporation or reduction of molecular oxygen
Source: RefSeq, a predicted model, not a curated record